AUGGCGGAGCAAGCGCCGUCCAGCAGCAUCCCUCCUCCGCCGGCAUCUGCUCCCUCUGCUCCCUCUGCUCCCUCUGCUCCCUCUCCAGCACCCAUGGAAUACCCCUUCGCAACCUCGCCCGACAUCCUCCGCACGCACCAGAAAGACGCCUAUAUCUCUGGGAGCAUCUCGUCGCAAGCGUCCACGAUUCUACGCGCGCUCCUCGGCGCUCGUUUCGCACACAAAUACUCAGAAGCGACGAACCAACUCUCGGAACUCCUCUAUCUCUGUAUAACAACCCUUCUGGGAAACCGAACACUGGGGGAAGAGUACUGCGACGUGAUCCAAGUCGAGGACGACACCCUGAGACUCGCCGGUCUGGGAAGAAGAGUCGGCUACAUUGCCAGCGUGGUGUUCGCGCCCUGGAUUCUGGCGAAGUCUCUGCCGGCGCUGAGGAGAAGGCUAAGGAGUAAACUCGAAUGGAACAUCGAGCACGCAAAGCAGAAACAAUACCAUCACAGCAAGCGUCCGCCCUCACCAAGAAGCCUCAGAUUGCAAGAGUACAUCCUCAAACACCUCGACACCCUGACCUCCCCUCAACCCAUCUACGCCGUCAGCCUCGCCAUCUUCUAUUUCACCGGGGCGUACUACCACAUUGCUAAGCGGCUGUUCGGUCUGCGCUACGUGUUCACGAAACAGAUCAGACCGAAUGAAGAGCGAGUUGGGUACGAAGUCCUGGGUGUGCUCCUCGUGCUGCAAAUGGCCGUCCAGUCGGCGCUGCACAUCCGAGAAACGUACAUGGACGCGACGGCCUCCUCGACGACGGUGGGACCCGAAGCAAGGGGAGCCAGCACCGCAGCCAUGCUCGCCAACGGCAUCGAAAUCCCCAUCCCCUCCAGCCUUGAGACCUCGUCGACGGGCCAACUGCUCUCGGCUGUCUCCGUGCCGUCCUACCUACCACCGGGCCUGGCCGCGAACACGGCAACCCCGAUCCUCGACUCGCCGCGCUACGCCCUCGAGGACCACGACGAAACCAUGGCCUGGAUGCCCGCCGGCAACCAGCGGAAAUGCACCCUGUGCCUCGAACCCUUCCGCGACCCGAGCGUGACCACUUGCGGGCACGUCUUCUGCUGGACCUGUGUGCAGGACUGGGUCAAGGAGAAGGCAGAGUGUCCCUUGUGUAGACAGAGCGUGCUGAGCCAGAAGAUAUUGCCGCUGCGAGGUUAG
Molecule: messenger RNA, 1206 nt
Organism: Fonsecaea erecta
Lineage: Eukaryota; Fungi; Ascomycota; Eurotiomycetes; Chaetothyriales; Herpotrichiellaceae
Exons: 1
Coding region: 1-1206 (401 amino acids)
Biological process (GO): protein import into peroxisome matrix
Cellular component (GO): peroxisomal membrane
Molecular function (GO): zinc ion binding
Source: RefSeq, a predicted model, not a curated record